Drosophila eugracilis is the source of this 480-nucleotide messenger RNA. Its product is annotated as gram-negative bacteria-binding protein 3. NCBI's taxonomy places the organism in Eukaryota, Metazoa, Arthropoda, Insecta, Diptera, Drosophilidae. The transcript has a single exon. Gene Ontology annotation, molecular function: carbohydrate binding. The coding region runs from base 110 to 412 and encodes 100 amino acids. The record is from RefSeq and is a predicted model, not a curated record.
AUGUUUGUAUUGCUUGCUAUCUCUAGAAUACUCACCCUUUUAGAUUGCAUUCUUGACUUUCUUUAUAAAAGUUCAGUUUGACGUAUACUGCCGUUCAGUUAGAAAGACAAUGUCGGGCUAUCAAGUUCCAAUAGCUAAAGUUAGUUGUCCAGAGCCCCGGGGUUUUGAGGUCUCCAUAGAAGAUGAACCGGGAAUUUCGCUAUUUGCAUUCCACGGCAGACUUAACCAACCGAUUGUCAGUCUAGAAGAUCAAACUUGGGCAGCUGAUAUUAUAGGCAAAGAUGCCAAAGGCCGUUGGACCUACACCAAUAGAGAGGCGGAGUUGAAAGAAGGAGAUAUACUCUACUACUGGACCACAGUGCGAUACAAUGGACGAGACUAUCACCGGAUGAAUCAGAGUGCUAGUCUCUAAGUAGAUUUUCUUGGAUUUUCCUAUUUUGUAAAGUAAACAAAGCCGCGCGGCAGAGGUACUUUUCUUUA